UUCCGAUACGUCACUUCCGUUUACCUUUGAGGGUUGUUUCUGAGCUUGGAGGGUACCGGGAGCGGUUCAGAAGCGGCUUAGUCGUUGUUAGGAAACACACUUCAGAUCCCCCUCCUUGUUUAAAAAGGAAGAUGUCUUCGGAGUCCGGCAAGAAGCGCAAGCCGAAGGUCAUCCGGACAGACGGAGGCCCCCAAGAUGGCAAGCGCGGACGCGCCGACGCUGACCAGGAUCCUUGUUAUUACAGUGAGGAGGCCGAGGUGGACUUGAGGGACCCCAGCAAAGACUAUGAGCUCUACAAACAGACCUGCCAGGACCUCCAGAGACUGAUGUCUGAGAUCCAGGACCUCAAGAGCAGAGGCACCAAGGACAGCGCGGCCGAGAUAGAGGACCGCCGCGUCCAGAGCUGCGUCCAUUUCAUGACCCUGAAGAAGCUCAACCGUUUGGCGCACAUCCGGCUGAAAAAGGGGAGGGACCAAACCCACGAGGCGAAGCAGAAAGUGGAUGCUUACCACCUGCAGCUCCAGAACCUUCUUUACGAAGUCAUGCACCUCCAGAAGGAGAUCACCAAAUGCCUGGAGUUCAAAUCGAAGCACGAAGAGAUCGAGUUAGUGAGCGUGGAGGAGUUUUACGCAGAAGCCCCUCCGGAGAUCAGCAAGGCGGGAAUCACGCGCGCCGACCCUCACCAGCAGACCCUUUCGCGGCUCGACUGGGAACUGGAGCAGCGCAAGCGCCUGGCAGAGAAAUACAAAGAAAGCCUUGCCAACAAAGAGAAGAUUUUAAAGGAGAUAGAAGUGAAGAAGGAAUACCUCAGCAACCUCCAGCCUCGGCUCAACAGCAUCAUGCAGGCUUCGCUUCCGGUCCAGGAGUACCUCUCCAUGCCUUUCGAACAGGUCCACAAGCAAUACGAAACUGCCACGCACCUCCCGCCACCCCUCUACGUCCUCUUUGUCCAGGCCAGCGCCUACGGCCAAGCCUGCGAUAAGAAACUGGCGGUGGCAAUCGAAGGCAACGUGGAGGAGGCCAAGGCGCUUUGCAAACCUCCGGAGGACUCUCAAGACGACGAGAGUGACUCGGACGCCGAGGAGGAGCAGAACACGAAACGCCGGCGCCCAACUUUAGGCGUCCAGCUGGACGACAAGCGCAAGGAAAUGCUCAAGAGGCACCCACUGACUGUCGCCAUCGCCCUGAAAUGCAAAGAUGGGAGUGUCCUCCACUUGACCUUCUACUACCUGAUGAACCUCAACGUCAUGACGGUCAAGGCCAAGGUGGCGGCCGCGGCGGAGAUGACAGCACCGAUCAGCGCCGGAGACCUCUUGUCCCUCGACUCCCUCCUGAGCUGCUUGUACCCCGGGGACCACGGGAAGAGGACCCCCAAUCCAGCCAACCAGUUCCAGUUCGACAAAGUCGGCAUCCUGAGCCUCAGCGACUACGUGAUGGAGCUGGGCCACCCCUACGUCUGGGUCCAGAAGUUGGGGGGCCUCCAUUUCCCUAAGGACCAGCCCCAGAGUCCUGUGACAGCGGACAACUCGCUUAGUGCCAGCCACAUGGAGCGGACCAUGAAGCUGCUGAAGACGCGCCUGGAGUCGCGCAUGGCCCUCCAUAAGCAGUUUGCCUCCCUCGAGCAUGGGAUCCUGCCGGUGUCGGGCGAGUGCCAGAGCCUCUUCCCGGCCAAAAUCGUGUCACGUCUGGUCAAGUGGUCAGCGGUCACCUACGAGGAUUACUUGGAGCUGCCCUACACUAGAGACGUGGUCGACGCCGGUUUGGCGGAGGACACCCACCUUUAUUAUGUGGCGCUGAUAGAAAGAGGGACGGCUAAGCUCCAGGCCGCCGUGGCAUUGAACCCGGGCUACUGCGCCAUCCCCCCCGUCUUCAGCCUCUGCCUGAACUGGAAUGGGGAAAGGACCAAUGGCAACGACGACAACAUCCGGGCCAUGGAGAGCGAGGUCAACGUCUACUACAAGGAACUCUAUGGGCCCAAGCCAGGCUACCAGCUGCUGACCAACCAGCUCCUGCGCCUCUGCGUCGUGCUGGACGUCUACCUGGAGACGGAGACCCACGACAACAGCGUGGAGGGGCCCAAGGAGUUCCCACAGGAGAAGAUGUGCCUCCGCCUGGUCAGGGGUCCCAGCCGCCUGAAACCCUUCAAGUACAACUAUCCCCAGGGUUUCUUCAGCCAUCGUUGACUCACACUCCGGACUCCAGAUGUCUCGCCCUUUUUGGGGUCCGGGUCAAUCGAUUGCCAAUUGACCUUCGUUCUCUAUAGAUAAUCAAUUCCAUGAUAGCCUAUUAAGAGAAUUAAAAGCGGGAAUGUCGUU
Molecule: messenger RNA, 2315 nt
Organism: Sceloporus undulatus (fence lizard)
Lineage: Eukaryota; Metazoa; Chordata; Lepidosauria; Squamata; Phrynosomatidae
Gene: THOC5
Product: THO complex 5
Exons: 20
Coding region: 132-2183 (683 amino acids)
Biological process (GO): mRNA export from nucleus; positive regulation of DNA-templated transcription, elongation
Cellular component (GO): THO complex part of transcription export complex
Molecular function (GO): mRNA binding
Source: RefSeq, a predicted model, not a curated record